Messenger RNA from Triticum urartu, 1518 nucleotides. The record is from RefSeq and is a predicted model, not a curated record. Lineage: Eukaryota; Viridiplantae; Streptophyta; Magnoliopsida; Poales; Poaceae.
AUAUAUAUAUAUAUAUCACAAAAAGGGAAAAUACGCAGAGUUACUCGGCCCGUUGGCCGGCCCAUUAUAUGCCCGUCACGGCGCUGGAGGAGUCAUACUCUGCGUCUCUCGUCACCCAAAGGCAGCACGCACUCUAGGAGGGAGUCGACUCUGCGCCCCGCGUCUCGGUCGGAGAUGAUGGAUCCCCAGGCUGGAGGAGAACCGCCGGCCGCCGAAGGCUCGUCCAAGUCCGCGCCGACGGCGAGGAAGAGGACUCCCGGGAGGUGGAGAAGGAUCCCACGCGCCCACCCCUUCACGCCGAGUAAAACGCCGGAAGAAGCGGAGUUGUCAAUGCUGAAAACCGCCGAGUUCAUAGAGAACAUGCGCGAGGAGGACUGCGAUCUGCUCACGGAGGAGGACAGGCUCGACUUUCACGCCUUCAAGAGGAAGAUGGGCCCUGCCAUGCGCCUCAUCGCCAAGUCCAGGCUCGACAACACCUUCUUCAGCCCCAUACAAUUCAGCGACACAAAGGAGGAGCACCUGACCGCCGAGGACAUGGAAGCACAAAUAUCAGCACGAUUUCCUCAUCGCAAGCCUUGCCAGCAAGCAAAAGACUUUGCUGAACUUGCUCUGGCGCACUACAAUGAGAGGAACAAGACGGUCAGCAAACAACUCAUUAUUUUCUUGCCAUCUCAAUAUCUCUUGCUCUUUUUUUGAGACAAUCUCAAUAUCUCUUGCUGAACUUGCUCUGGGGUACUAGUAUUAUUUAACUUACUCGCGAACUGUUUCUCGAAAAAAAUGUUACAAACAGAGCGGGUUUGAGUUGGUCACGACUCUGCUAUCGAAUUGCUUCUCCGAGUCGUCUGGGGACAUUUAUGGCCAUGUUAAUUUCACAGCCGUUCCUCGGAAGCAGACUGCCGCAGACACUGCUUCAAAGACCAAGAGGCUAUUCUUUGCUGAGCUUAUGCAUACUCCGAGCCUUGAAGCAUAUGCAAGGGCUCAGCCUAUGCGUGUGCUGCGUGUGUGCACCAUUGAUGAUGAUUUUUGUUAUGGUAUGUAUUUCAAUCCUCUCAAUUCAUUUUUUAUAUGGUAAAGCUGUUAAUUUCCUAUGUAUAGUAUUGAAGUAAUACCUCAUGCAAGGGGGGUGGAAGGGACAGCCAAAACAUAAGUAGACUUGCAAUGACUACGCGACACUCAAGCCUGCGGCUGAUGCUUGCCUGGCCUGCUUCAUGUGCUCCCUGCCCCCUUUUUUAUGAUAAGAUCAUAAAAUGUGUGGGCAGUUGGGACAAACACAUAUCUUACAAGCUUGUUCUUAUAUAUAUUCUCUUUUUGCACAGAUCUGGUGCGUGUUUCUAUUGCAUUGAAAUAUGAGUCUCACUGGACAUAGACGAAAUAGUUGGCCUCGGCGUUAUUACUGGAGUGAAUUCCGGUUUUUACCCCCUAUUUUGACAUUUUUGACACUACUUACCCCAUUUAGCGAAAUUUCAUCCAUUUUACCCCAUUUAACAAAAGUUCUGCCACGAUUUACCCUGUUUAAAA